AUGUGUUGCACGGCUUCCAGUAAAAGCAUGGGCCCCCGUGACCACCGUUUGGAUUUCAUAUUCGUGUUUUAUGAAAAAAUAUUACGGAAAGCUCUACUACAACCACUGGCUUUACAUCACCAUCUUCGCGCUCACCGCCCAGUCAAACCGCCGCCUACCUGGGAAACGCCGCUUCCCCUCAGAAAAAAGUUCAACUGCAACAUGCCAUUCCGAACGCAGCAGGGUGUGAAUUCACGCUUUUCGGCGGCCUUCAGCUGUCAUAUCGGCAUCCUACCGAGCGUUCGCAGCCGCUCAAGAAACCGCUGUACCUUUCGAGCAGCAGCAGAGGAGGCUACAAGUACGUCUGGAAAGGAAAGUGGGGUCAACAUCACAAAAUACAAGAGUCAACGGUCUAUUAUUUCUGCAGACAAGAGUGAGAUAACGGCUGAAGAGGUGAACUCGCUCAUGGUGAAGGCGGGUAAACGAAGCCGGGAUUUGAACAAAUGGGACAAGGCACUUCAAGGCAGUUACGCUGUUGUAAGCGCGCGAUUAAUUUCGGACAGUCGUCUCGUGGGUUUUGCGAGGGCCACUUCAGAUAGGGCAUUGAAUGGGACGAUCUGGGACGUAGUGACAGACCCAUCACUUCCAGACGAGUUGUUAAUGAAGCGAAAUGUCGUCAAGUACUUGCUGCGGGAAUUGAGAAGAACCGUACCCGGCUGUAGCAUAGCAUUGUUUUCUUCAGACCUUGACAUGUCUUUCUUUGAGAGUUUGGAAUUCGUUGCGGACCCGGACGGAAUUAAGGGCAUGGCCAUGAUUGAUAAUCCUGAUCAGGCCUAUCUGUAACGGUGUACAAAAAUCCCAGGAUCCUUCGCGACCCAACUUACGAACUGAGAGACUCCAAUGGCAGGUCGUUAGACAUCGUCUGCCGGUUUAGGGUCCCGGCUGUUGCGUUCUAACCCUUUUGACUGUCUAUCACCCCCAAACGGAUUGUUUAUUUGGGUGCGAUGCGAUUUUUUCAGAGUAACUGGUCUCCUUAACCGAUCCCAAACUCUUGGGGUGUCAUCGGGUUUCGAGGUGUGGUGCGUAUAUGUCUUGCUGGACGCCCAAUCACCCUGCGAAACGUCAUUCAACCAAGCUGCGUCUCCGUGACCACUUUCCUUAUGGCGAGAACUAUUCCAACGCCUGUGAGGCCUUUGAUGAUUGCCACUGUCGCCGCUGCGGGGAAGAAGCUUGCGUACGGCCGAGUUUUUCAACGACAAUAAUUUUGUCAAAAGUCUCAGAUAAGCCAGUCUCUCCUUCGCAGAACCUCCGCCACUUUGCUUCCACGCAUCAUCAAUUCCCACGAGAUUAGCCACACAGAGGAGAAAGCCGCCAUAACUGGACACAACCGGGUUGAUAUCCAGCCCAAGUGCUCCCUUGCGGGCAACCCUUUUGUUCGUAGAAACACUCAUGACUAAAAACGGUGCAUAUGAACCCAAUAUGGGGCUGUUAAUUGCCAGGAUAUGAUGCCUCGGUACAAAGGCAUCUGUCCCCAGUACCUUG
Messenger RNA from Chondrus crispus (carragheen), 1521 nucleotides. RefSeq lists its product as hypothetical. The record is from RefSeq and is a predicted model, not a curated record. The coding region runs from base 1 to 822 and encodes 273 amino acids. Lineage: Eukaryota; Rhodophyta; Florideophyceae; Gigartinales; Gigartinaceae. The transcript has 5 exons. Gene Ontology annotation, molecular function: N-acetyltransferase activity. Gene Ontology annotation, cellular component: cytoplasm.